Molecule: messenger RNA, 657 nt
Organism: Drosophila sulfurigaster albostrigata
Lineage: Eukaryota; Metazoa; Arthropoda; Insecta; Diptera; Drosophilidae
Product: chorion class B protein L11
Exons: 1
Coding region: 116-544 (142 amino acids)
Source: RefSeq, a predicted model, not a curated record
UGGGCUGACAGUCGAGCGUGCGUUAAGCAGCGAGUUGGCUGAGUUAUCAUCGUCGUGGUUUGUUACAAUUGCUGUAAAAGAAUUGAAAAAACAUAUCUCUGAGUAUUAUUUAAAUAUGCGUGGAAUGUGCUUGAACAUGCCGCUGGCAACGAUGUUGUUGUUGUUGUUGCUCUCGAUGCUGGGCACGCACUUGACUGAAGCGACUGAAGCGGCGGCUGUCAACGACGUCGACGUCGCUGCAGCAGCUGUUGACAAGGAUGUGGCACCAGCUGGUGGCGUUGUUAAAACGGAUCUGCUGUCAUUGGAGCAGGAAAUUGGCGGCAAUCCAGCGGCGACACAAGGCGCUCGACGAGCUCGUUUCUUGCUGGGAUUGGGAGUGGGAAUUGGACCAGGACUUGGACUGGGACUUGCACCUGGCUAUGGCUAUGGCUAUGGAGGAUAUGGUGCUGGCUAUGGCUGGGGUUAUCCUUCAUAUGGUGGCUACUACGGUUCACCUUACUACGGCGCAGGAUAUUAUCCUUAUAAGCAAAUUAUCAUUGGCUGAAAAAAGUUCUUCAGCUUCAGUUCCCAAGUUCAAUGUGAGAUUAUAAAUAAUGUGUUGUUGUUAUUAUAAGACAGUUUUAAAUUAAUUUGCCGGACAUAAAAAGUUGAAGAAAA